Molecule: messenger RNA, 754 nt
Organism: Trifolium pratense (red clover)
Lineage: Eukaryota; Viridiplantae; Streptophyta; Magnoliopsida; Fabales; Fabaceae
Product: protein PELPK1-like
Exons: 1
Coding region: 77-523 (148 amino acids)
Source: RefSeq, a predicted model, not a curated record
AAUCUCAUAAAUAUACAAACUAAUCAACUCAUAGUAAAAUCUACUAAAAAUUCAUCACAAACCAAAACCUUUUACCAUGGCCUCUUAUAGUUCCUUCAUUUUAGCAGUUUUCAUUGCUAUUUCCUUCUCAAGCAUGAACAUUAGCCUAGCAGCUCGUAAUCUUCUACAAACAUCAAAUCCAACUACACCAACACUUCCAAAACCAACAUUGCCACCUUUGCCAACAGUUCCAACAUUACCUCAAGGAAAGGUUCCACCUUUGCCAACAAUUCCAACACUACCUCAAGGAAAAGUUCCACCUUUGCCAACAAUUCCAACAUUGCCUCAAGCAAAUGUUCCACCUUUGCCUACAAUCCCAACAUUACCAAAACCUACUCAGCCAUCAAUUCCUAGUACAAUCCCAACCAUUCCAACUAUUCCACAAUUCACUCUUCCACCACUUCCAAACUUUCCUACUACAAUUCCAAUCACUUUGCCAUCAUUCCCCUUCUUUACUCCACCACCUUCAAAAACUAGCCCUUGAAUGAAGUUCAUGUCAAGUGUUUUAUAGAUUCAUUUAACAUAUUAUACAUUGUUCAUUUGUUGUUUGGGAUUAUUAGUUUUUGUUUGUAUGUGUGAUCUUUAUUUUUCAUUUUUCUUCAUACUUGUGUGCAUGGGAUUGUAUUCCCUUUAUUCAUUACUUUAUGUAUUUGGAGAUCUAUUGUUAUAGUGUACACUUUAUAAUAUAAAUGUUAUAUUUCAUAGUGUUUAAAUA